Messenger RNA from Miscanthus lutarioriparius, 1215 nucleotides. NCBI's taxonomy places the organism in Eukaryota, Viridiplantae, Streptophyta, Magnoliopsida, Poales, Poaceae. The record is from the annotation of a GenBank genome assembly.
AUGGAGGCGCCGCCGGGACCGGAGCCCAUGGAGCUCGACGCGCCCCCUCCCGCCGCCGCCGAAGCCGCGGCGGCGGUUCCCCCCGCCGGCAGCGACAAGAAGAAGGAAGGGGAAGGGGGAGACGCUGUUACGGGUCAUAUCAUCUCCACCACCAUCGGUGGGAAGAACGGCGAACCGAAGCGGACCAUCAGUUACAUGGCAGAGCGUGUCGUGGGUACAGGCUCAUUUGGGAUCGUCUUCCAGGCCAAGUGUUUGGAGACCGGAGAGACCUUCGCCAUCAAGAAGGUGCUGCAAGAUCGGCGAUACAAGAACCGGGAGCUGCAACUUAUGCGUGCCAUGGAGCACCCCAACGUUAUCUGCCUGAAGCACUGCUUCUUCUCGACAACGAGCAGGGAUGAAUUGUUUUUAAAUCUGGUCAUGGAAUUUGUCCCUGAGACUCUAUACCGUGUCCUGAAGCACUACAGCAAUGCGAACCAGAGGAUGCCUCUUAUCUACGUCAAGCUGUACAUGUACCAGCUUUUUAGAGGCCUAGCUUAUAUUCAUAAUGUACCAGGAGUCUGCCAUAGGGACGUAAAGCCACAAAAUGUUUUGGUUGAUCCUCUCACCCACCAGGUCAAGCUCUGUGACUUUGGUAGCGCAAAAGUCCUGGUUCCUGGUGAACCGAACAUAUCUUACAUAUGCUCUCGUUAUUAUCGUGCCCCUGAGCUCAUAUUUGGCGCGACGGAGUAUACAACUUCAAUAGACAUAUGGUCAGCUGGUUGUGUUCUAGCUGAGUUGCUUCUUGGUCAGCCACUGUUUCCGGGAGAGAGCGCUGUUGAUCAGUUGGUAGAGAUUAUCAAGGUUCUUGGUACUCCAACCCGCGAGGAGAUACGAUGCAUGAAUCCCAACUAUACUGAGUUCAGGUUUCCUCAGAUAAAGGCUCAUCCGUGGCACAAGAUUUUCCACAAGAGAAUGCCUCCUGAAGCUAUAGACCUUGCUUCCCGUCUCCUUCAGUAUUCACCAAGUCUUCGCUGCUCAGCUCUUGAUGCAUGUGCUCAUCCCUUCUUUGAUGAGCUGCGGGCGCCGAAUGCGCGCCUACCAAAUGGCCGUCCAUUCCCUCUGCUCUUUAACUUCAAACAUGAACUAGCAAAUGCCUCUCCGGACCUCAUCAACAGGCUUGUACCGGAGCACAUUAGACGGCAGAACGGUGUCAACUUCGGGCAUAUCAGGAGCUAG